CCGAGUCAAUUCGCGAGCUGGCUGCGCUGCCGGGGUCCAGCUCGUCGCUGCGGAUGCUCUCCUUUCAUCGGAUUAGACAGCACCUUUGCCCAUUUUAUGCCCCCAAUAGGGCUGACAGUAGCCUAAAUGGCUUCAAUCGACUUGGGCGCUGAGUUUCUUGAGAGUGGUAGCGACAUUCGGGAGGUCAGCAGCAACGUCUCGAAACCGACAAAGCGUCAACGAUGGGCAACUCAACGGAGAGCCGGCCCAGGCGGCAUGCGGAAGCGCGUCUCCAUAAUGGAUCGCAUACAUAAGAACAAUUUGGACGGGAAAGAGGACAUACCGAAGCCAGCUGCAGCUACCUCUCCCACAUCGUUGAAAUCCCCCACUUCACAGCAAUCAAGUACGGACAGCCCUACGGGGUCUGGCACCAGACGCAUCUACUUUAACAUUCCGAUUCCCGAAAGCGAACGAGACGAAGAUGGCCGCCCCAAAGCAGCGUACCCCAGAAACAAGAUCCGAACUGCAAAAUAUACGGCUUUGUCUUUCGUCCCGAAAAACAUUUGGUUUCAGUUUCAGAACAUUGCGAAUAUCUAUUUCCUCUUCAUCAUCAUCCUGAGUUUUUUCUCGAUCUUCGGCGUCUCUGACCCCGCUCUUAAUACCGUGCCUCUAGUCGUCAUCGUCGUGCUUACCUCCAUCAAAGAUGCCAUUGAAGACUUCCGGCGUACGGUCUUGGACAAUGAACUUAACAAUUCGCCCGUAUAUCGCUUAAUAGAUUGGAGCAACGUGAAUUCGACCGAGGAUCAUGUCUCUCUAUGGCGUCGGUUCAAGAAAGCGUGUACUAGGGCGACUGUCACAACAUACAGAGCGAUGAAGGGCCUCGUCCAGAAGAAACAGAAAGCUCAACGACCGGUUCAAGAUAAUCGACGCCUGACCUUCAUGACGACUGUAUCACCGCGGGCUUCAAUGUCCUCCGAGCAUGAAGAAGAUGAUGCUAUCCAGAUGACUCCUGUUUCAUCCCCAGCUCCUGAAGCACGCCCCGACUGGCCACUUCCAACUCCCGACCACGAUCAGUUCUUGCAUCCAGACAAACUGGCUCGGGACAGCCUGGUCACACCCGCUCCUUCUGCCACUCAUCCCCACAAAACUGGCAGCGUGGUGGAUACGUCAAAGCAGACAUUGGGAAACGCUAGGUUCAAACGCGAUUUUUGGAAGAACAUACAAGUUGGAGACUUUGUUCGAUUGUACAAUGGGGACCAGGUCCCUGCCGAUAUUAUAUUGCUCUCGACUUCCGACCCAGAUGGCGCGUGCUACGUGGAAACAAAAAGCCUGGAUGGCGAAACCAAUCUGAAAGUUCGGCAAGCCCUUAACUGUGGUCGUCAAGUCAGACAUGCUAGGGAUUGCGAAAAAUCCGAAUUCGUGAUUGAUAGUGAGGCUCCGCAUCCCAAUUUGUAUGCCUACAAUGGUGCUCUGCGCUGGGAACAGCGUGACUCCAGCUAUUCAGAUGCCCCCCGAAGGGAGAUGGUUGAACCGAUAACAAUUAACAAUAUGCUUCUCCGUGGCUGUUCCCUUCGAAACACCGAAUGGGCUCUUGGAGUUGUUCUCUUCACCGGAGAGGAGACAAAGGUCAUGCUGAACUCGGGAGUAACUCCCUCGAAAAAGCCUCGGCUUGCUAAGGAUCUAAACUGGAACGUCAUCAUCAACUUCAUCAUCCUAUUCAUCAUGUGUCUUAUCUGCGGUAUCGGCAACGGAGUCGCCUGGGGUACACCUGAUGCAUCCCUUGACUUCUUCGACUUUGGGUCCUACGGAAGCACACCGGCAGUUACUGGCCUCAUCACCUUCUGGGUUGCGGUCAUCUUGUUCCAAAACUUGGUCCCUAUUUCGCUUUAUAUCUCCCUUGAAAUUGUUCGCACGUUGCAAGCCGUGUUUAUCCACAGUGACGUGUUUAUGUAUUACGACAAGCUGGGGAUGUCGUGUAUCCCAAAGUCGUGGAAUAUUUCGGACGACGUCGGUCAAAUUGAAUACAUUUUUUCGGACAAGACCGGCACGCUCACACAGAACGUUAUGGAUUUCAAAAAGUGUACUGUCAACGGGGUUUCAUAUGGUGAAGCGUUUACGGAAGCCCAGAUUGGCAUUGUUCGACGAGAAGGAGGUGACGCCGAUGCUGAAGCCGCCCGAGCGCGCGAAAAGCUUGCCGCUGAUACAGUCAAUAUGGUUGGCCUGCUUCGCAAAAUGUAUGACAAUCCAUAUCUGCGUGAAGAAGACUUGACCUUCAUAGCACCAAGCUACAUUGCGGAUUUAGGUGGUCAGGCCGGAGAGCAACAACGAAAAGCAACAGAGCAUUUCAUGGUAUCCCUUGCAGUAUGUCACACAGUUAUUACUGAGCAUACCCCGGGCGAUCCUCCGCAAAUCGAGUUUCAAGCACAAUCGCCAGACGAGGCUGCUCUAGUCAGUACAGCUAAGGAUUGUGGCUUUACCCUCCUUGGUCGCUCAAACGAUGAUCUCAUCGUAAAUGUCCUGGGUGAAGAGAGGACAUACACUGUCCUCAAUACCCUGGAAUUCAAUUCAACAAGAAAGAGGAUGAGUGCAAUCCUCCGCAUGCCUGAUGGCAGUAUUCGACUCUUCUGCAAGGGCGCAGACAGUAUCAUCUAUUCCCGCCUGGCUCCAGGCAAGCAGCAGGAGCUCCGUAAGAAGACUGCUGAGCACUUAGAGAUGUUCGCUAGCGAAGGUCUGCGAACUCUGUGUGUUGCAGACCGAGAGCUCAGUGAAGAGGAAUAUCAGGCAUGGAGUAAGGAACAUGAUAUGGCUGCCGCCGCGCUUACAGAUCGCGAAGAGAAGCUUGAGCAAGUGGCAAGUGAUAUAGAGCGGAAUCUUAUGCUUAUAGGUGGUACAGCAAUUGAGGACAGGCUGCAAGAUGGCGUUCCGGACACUAUCUCUUUGCUAGCAGAUGCAGGCAUCAAACUAUGGGUUCUCACUGGCGACAAAGUUGAAACAGCCAUCAACAUUGGCUACUCAUGCAAUCUUCUAAAUAACGAUAUGGAGCUGAUAGUGUUCAAUAUCCCCGGAGAUCAGCCACAGAGCGCAUCGCAGGAACUCGACAACCAGCUACAGCGAUUUGGACUGACAGGAUCCGAUGCAGAACUUGCUGCCGCUCGUCAAGAUCAUACGCCACCACCGGCAACCCAUGCUGUUGUUAUUGACGGCGAAACACUCAAGUUGAUGCUUGGUGACGAUCUGAAGCAGAGGUUUCUUCUUCUAUGCAAACAGUGUAAAUCCGUUCUAUGCUGUCGUGUCAGUCCUGCACAGAAAGCGGCCGUCGUGCGAAUGGUCAAAAAUGGUCUUAAUAUUAUGGCCCUCUCGAUCGGCGAUGGUGCCAAUGAUGUUGCUAUGAUCCAAGAGGCUGAUGUUGGUGUUGGUAUACUUGGUGAAGAAGGCAGUCAAGCAGCCAUGUCCUCUGACUAUGCUAUUGGUCAGUUCCGGUUUUUGCAGCGACUUGUUUUGGUCCAUGGAAGGUAUUCAUACAGACGCAUGGCGGAAACCACUGCGAACUUCUUCUAUAAGAACUUGGUUUGGACGAUUGCCCUUUUCUGGUACUCAUUCUACAAUGAUUUCGAUGGGUCUUACCUUUUCGACUAUACCUACAUUGUUCUAGUCAAUGUCGCAUUCACGUCGUUGCCUGUCAUUUUGAUGGGUAUCUUCGACCAGGAUGUUGAUGAUAAAGUCUCGUUAGCGGUGCCCCAGUUAUACAUGAGAGGAAUCGAGCAGAAGGAAUGGUCACAACUAAAGUUCUGGCUCUAUAUGCUUGAUGGCUUUUAUCAGUCAGUCAUUUGCUUCUUCAUGCCAUACCUUUUGUACAGCCCAUCUACCUUCGUGCACCACAACGGCUUGAACAUCAAUGACCGAACGCGUAUGGGCGUUCUCGUGGGUUCUAGCGCGGUUAUCGCCAGCAAUACAUAUAUUUUGAUGAAUUGCUACCGGUGGGACUGGUUAACAGUCCUGAUCAAUGUUGUCAGCUCCCUUCUUAUCUUUCUUUGGACUGGCAUAUAUUCCUCAAUGGAAGCGUCGACCACAUUUUUCAAUGCCGGGGCCGAAAUGUACAGCGCCCUGUCUUUUUGGGUUGUGCUGCUAUUGACGGUCACGAUAUGUCUUCUUCCGCGCUUUACUGUUAAAGCGUUCCAAAAGGUCUUCUUUCCCCUCGACGUCGACAUCAUUCGUGAGCAGGUCUCCCAAGGCAAAUUCAAAUACCUAGACCAGUAUGAAGGAACCGUGCCUCCGAGGGCAGCAGCGACGGCUGCUGCAUCUACAGCCUUCAGUGAUGAAUCAUCGACGUCUUCAGACUUUGUGAAGCCUAUCCAACCCAGCUUCAAGCAGGAUCCCUUUUCAGACGAGCAGCAGAUUUACUCGCCUCUCUUUGCUCCAACCGUUCAUACUCAUCGAGCACGGGGCAGCAAUGGGACGAAUUAUGCAUCCAGCCUCGAUACGACGCGACUGCCUCAUCCACAACCAGUGGACUAUGUCCGUCCAGCACGAACGCGGCAUUCGUUUGACAGAGUACAACAUGGUUUUGAGGUGGCCCAUGACUACCCCUCAGCCGGUGCGUUGACAAGAGAGCCAUCGCUCGCUGGUGCCCCAGAACCGCAUAGCCCUCUUAAGGGCCCUCACGACCCUCCGUUUCAUGCCAUAUAAUCUCGUCUCACAUCUUAGACCGUACAUAGGCUGACAUCAUCCGCACCCUUCUUUUCCCCACCC
Aspergillus sclerotioniger CBS 115572 is the source of this 4728-nucleotide messenger RNA. RefSeq names its product phospholipid-translocating P-type ATPase. Lineage: Eukaryota; Fungi; Ascomycota; Eurotiomycetes; Eurotiales; Aspergillaceae. Gene Ontology annotation, molecular function: ATPase-coupled intramembrane lipid carrier activity; ATP hydrolysis activity; ATP binding. The coding region runs from base 127 to 4665 and encodes 1512 amino acids. The transcript has 4 exons. The record is from RefSeq and is a predicted model, not a curated record. Gene Ontology annotation, biological process: phospholipid translocation. Gene Ontology annotation, cellular component: plasma membrane.